AGACUUCAUCUGUUAAAGCUGGUUGUAUCAAUGCACUCGGUGCUCAUUUUCUCACUUUGUUUAGACAUUUAAAAACAAAGAAUUUGAACCAGGAAGUAAAUGGCGUAAAUUAUCAAGUAAAUUCGCCUGUCAACAGUAUGAAACAUUGACCCGUGACCUCUUCCAGCAGUGCGCUAAACCAGACACAAUCGGAACUCCCAAGUGGUCUAUUGUCGUUUACAGUCAAAUUACAGGAUGGCUGUUAGUACUGAUCACUGAAGCCUGUUUGGGAAUGUGUCGCUGGCUACUAUCAACACAAAUCUGCAAUACAAAGAGAGAAAGAACAGAAAACCAGAGUACAGUACAUAUUGCAGUGUAACCCGUGUACCAGUGACUUAUGUCAGGAUAUAUAACACGGGUAUCGAUGACCCAAGGCAAUGUCUAGUUUCUGUGACCACGAGUGUCACUGGCCUAUUACAAAGGAACAUCACAAGUACCAGUGAGCUAUUGUAGUGUUUGGCUCUAGUAGUAGUACCAGUGAGCUAUUGUAGUGUAUGACACUAGUAGUAGUACCAGUGACCUGUUGUAGUGUAUAACACAAUCCCAGUGAGCUAUUGUAGUCUAUGGCACUAGCAGUAGUAGUACCAGUAAGCUAAUGUAGUGUAUAACACAAGUCCCAGUGAGCUAGUUUAGUGUAUGACACUAGCAGUAUUAGUACUAGUGAGCUAUUGUAGUGUAUGGCAUUAGUAGUAGUAGUACCAGUGAGCUACUGUAGUGUAUGACACAAGUCCCAGUGAGCUAUUGUAUUGUAUGACACUAGUAGUAGUACCAGUGAGCUACUGUAGUGUAUAACACAAGUGCCUAUGAGAUAUUGUAGUGUAUGACACAAGUCCCAGUGAGCUAUUGUAGUGUAUGGCACUAGUAGUAGUAGUAGUACCAGUGAUUUAUUACAGUAGUUCCAAUGACAUAUUGCUGCCUAUCACGCGUACUAAUAACCUAUGGCACUGAAUAACGCGAGUGUCAGUGACAUGUUGAUGCCUAUCACGCAUACCAAUAUCCUAUGACAUUGAAUAACACGAGUGUCAGUGACGUAAACCGAGAGCCAGCCAUACAACGGUGACCGGGCAAUGAAAUAGUUCUUGAUCUGUAUUAGUACAUGUACUAAGAACUGAACAUUCACAUACCACUUUGCAAGUUUGUCUACUUGUAGGACAUCACGUGUUGUGGCGUAAAUAUGGUUUGUAUUCAGCCUAAGGAUGUAAUGCUGUACACGACAGAACAUUUUAGACAGGAGUUCUUGACGGUUUGCUUUUUAAUAUAAACCAGAAGAUAUGAUAAUUUUGUUCUUAUAUUGCAGUAUCUAUUAGUAAUAUUAUAUGUGAUGGACAUUCUGUUUUACAAAUAUAGGUACUAAAUAAUAUAUGAUAUAUGUUAUAUUAUUAAAUUAGGUAUACUUCAUGAAUAUUCCUGUAUUUCCAUAACACCUUAAUAAUGGGAAGAUCUUUCUGCUGUAUGAAAUUGUACGGCAUCAGAAUCACAAGGCGAUUCAAGGUGCUACUACUAUUCAUUCUAGUGGGCGCCCUGCCGUUGCUGAGGCUGUUGCUGCCUGCACCGUUGCAGCAAGCAGACAGCUAUUAUGUGUUCCGAUUAUUCAUGGAAAAACAGGAAUUUCCAAUAGAGGAUGAAAGCACCCGUGUGAACAAUAGGAACAUUUCAGUACAUGUAGAUAAAGACAGGGUUAAGAAUCAUUUGCUAACCAUUGGCUAUUCAUCAGUAAAAAAGGAGUACAAAAACGAUUCACUUAUUAAGUAUUUCGUGCCAAUAAUGUCGGUAACUGAGCGUGUAAAUAUGUUAAGCACGCUGGAGACCUUUGUGAAAGUUUGCGAACGGGAGAAUCUGACCUACUUUCUCUGGGCCGGUACGCUUCUCGGUGCCUACCGACACCAUGGUGUCAUUCCGUGGGAUGAUGACUUGGAUGUUGUCAUGAAUGGUUCUGAGUGGAGGAGAGUUUACAGUGUAUUUUCACGCGUUCAUGGAUACAGACUAUACGCUCCAGGUGACUAUCACUGGAAAUUUUACCAAGAGAAUGUGUUUCCAGUUCCCAAUCAACAGUUUAACUGGCCAUUUCUUGACAUUUUCUUCUUCACAGAUGACUCCACAUAUCUGUGGGCAUUGUCUUCAGUCCUGAAAGUCGAACUGAUCUAUCCAGUGGGCGAUAUCUUUCCACUUCAGUUACGUCCGUUUGAGAACUUCCACGCUGCCGUGCCCUGCAAGAUGGAGGAAAUUCUUAUUCUCUUGUACGAACUAAACAAUUGUCACUCGCCCACUGGUCUGCACAAGUAUGUUAUACCGACCUACUCAGUGCAGAUACCAUGCCAACAGUUAUACAACAUUUUCCCUUUUGUUUUCCGUCAAAAAAACGGAAAUUCAGGGACUAUUAAUGAAACAUUGAAACAAGGGAAUAAAAUACUUAGUUACGUUUCAGUCCCAUACGGAGAAUGUAGUGGGAACACAUGGUAUGUCGUGAACAAUUCAUCUCCGAUGAUUAUAUACGCAAAUAACAAAGACUCGUGAGUGCAUGCGAGUUAAUUUCGGUUGCUAGGUAUCGCCCGACAUUGUAUUUUGUAUAGUGUAUAUUAUGUAUUUUAGGAUGGCUGUUAGUACUGAUCACUGAAGCCUGUUUAGGAAUGUGUCGUUGC
Molecule: messenger RNA, 2678 nt
Organism: Gigantopelta aegis
Lineage: Eukaryota; Metazoa; Mollusca; Gastropoda; Neomphalida; Peltospiridae
Exons: 2
Coding region: 1471-2553 (360 amino acids)
Source: RefSeq, a predicted model, not a curated record